UUUGAGGAUACUCCUUCUUCCCCACUGUGCUCCUCACAAGACACUGCUGUGUAGCCGUCCAUCUGGUCACUGUGCUGGAGGCUGGGAAAGGGACAGGACCUACUUACUAUGAGCUGCUGACUGGUGCUGUGUGCUACAGGAUAAACUUUAUCAUCAGUAACUGAGGCUGUGGACCAGAGCAGACAGAGCAUCUCACCGCCAGCACUGAGCAUUGCAUUGCACUGGGAACUUUUUGGACACAUUUAGGAUGUUAAGCUGUGUAACUGUGGCAAUGCUACUGCUGCUCUUUGGAUGCUUAAUUCUAACAGAUUAUAGUUCUGGUUCCAAGGUGCCCAAGCAAAAUAUAAAAGAAAAAGAGAUAGUUAUUCAAGCGGGUCAGCCAAUCAAUAUCACAUGCAGUGGUGAUAGUAACAUUUUCUGGAAAGUCCCUACCAGCUUAGAACAUAAUAAGAGGCUGCACAUAGCACCAGCUGUUUGUGAUGGAGAUCUAAAGACAAAUUGCCACAGAGAACUAAUUGUGAAGCAGUCCCAUAUAAGUGACACGGGAUUGUAUACCUGCAAAUCAUCUUCUUCAACUGAAAAAAGGAGCAGAAUUAUUACUUCGGUCUACAUAUUUAUUACAGAGAAAAACAGUCCUUUUGUAGAGAUGAAUAAUGCUUUGCCGAGCGCAGUCGAAGUCAUUGAUGGAAAGCCAUUUGUUAUCCCAUGUCGGACUACAUCUCCAAAUAUUACUGUCACUUUACGUAAGGCAUUCUCCUCUGAAUUAAUUAUUCCCGAUGGUAGAAACAUUACUUGGGACAGUAAAAGAGGAUUUAUAAUUAAAAAAUUAACGCAACACCAUGAUCUCCUGAAAUGUGUUGUUUUGUCCGAUGACGCUAAGGAAAUUGAUGUAUUUUAUCUUAUUACCAAAACAUCUACUGCUCUCUACAGUAUGAAUCUUAAUGUGUCAAGCUCCAUCAAGCUUUUGAGUGGAAGUUUUCUUUCAAUUAAUUGUAUGGUUACGACUGAGUUGAAUGGAAGAGCUGAGCUACAGUGGGAUUAUCCUGGAAAGAAAUAUGGACAGCUGGCUUCUAUACUAAAAACAAAAAUGGAUCGUUCAAACUCUACUUACCAUCGCUUCAUCAGCACACUUGUUAUUCCAAAAGUGCGGAAAAUCGACGAAGGAGACUAUCAAUGCACCGCAACCAAUGGUCAUAAUAGAGUAUUUGCCCUCACAACUGUACAUAUUCAAAAGAAGCCAAGCAUUAAAGCUCAACCCCGAAAACAAGGCACCCUCGAGGCAAUUGCUGGCCAAAAGUCUUUGAAAAUUGCGGUGAAAGUGAAAGCCUUCCCUUCACCGGAGGUUAGAUGGUUCAAAGAUGACCUGUUGCCUGUAGACAAAUGUGCUCGCUACAUUGUAAAUGGCUAUUCCUUAAUUAUCAAAGAUGUAAGGGAAGAAGAUGCCGGAAUCUACACUCUAUCGCUUCAUAUAAAGUACUCAAACAUAACCGAAAAUGUUAGCAUGAGACUCAUUGUUAAAGUGAAACCUCAGAUUUAUGAAAAAGCAUUACCUUACCACGAAUCACAUCUCUAUCCACUUGGCAGCAGGCAGUCCCUGACGUGUACUGCCUACGGUGUCCCACCUCCUACCAUAACUUGGAUGUGGCAACCAUGCCCCCACAAUCAUGCCAAAGCAAGGUGCAGCUUCCGAUCAGAUGGCAGUAGAAUUUCUCUUCCUGUAAUAUUUGGAAAAAACGUUAACCAAACUGGAAACAGGAUACAGAACAUAAUACAGAGAACACAAAUGAUUGAAGGAAAGAACAAGACUGUAGGAAUUCUUAUUUUAAAUAGUUCCAGGAUGUCGGGAGUGUACGCGUGUGCAGCCACCAAUGAUGUAGGAACUGAAAGAAGAGAGAUACCUUAUUAUGUAACCGAUGUACCCAAUGGACUUCAAAUAAGUUUGAACAAAGAGCCAUCUGAAGGAGAAGAUUUCAUAUUAUCGUGUACGGCGAACAAGUACCUAUACACAGAUAUCAGCUGGACCUUAAUCAGGACUGCCAGAAACCGUACAACGCAUCACAGCAUUAGCAAGCACAGAGACGCCAUUACGAACCAGUACUCUACUACUCUCACUGCGCUCAUCAGAAACGCCACUCAUGCCGACUCGGGCAUCUAUUCUUGUAAAGCAAAAAACAUACAUACAGGGGAAAUUGUCCAGGAGAGGAAAGAAAUUGUUAUCAAAGGUGAGAACACUGGCCAAAAAAAACCAAGGACCUUAAGUUUGAAACGAAGGAAGAGCAGUGUUACAAGGGAACGUGUUGUAUCCCAUUAAAAGACUUGAUCAAACUUACAGAGGUUUCAAAGAUUAUGAUUACUUAUUGAAGGUACUGAGUACGCUUCUCGGACGUAUUGGAAAAACGACCCUGCACAUGAGGAGCAGUGGUGCAUCACCCAGAGUAUUCAGUCCCUGCUCUUUUGUCAUUUGUAUUACAAGCAGGGAAUUCUGCGCAGGCAAGCAGCAAGACACUUUAACCGUCAUAUUCUAUGGAGGGCAUUUUUUUUCAAGUGAUGUCGGCCAUAUUGCUCCAGUACUAAAACCACUAUGCAUAUAGUACUGAAAAAAAUGUAGCAUUUAUUGAUUCAACUUAGCUGUAUUUUUGCACCUCAGAGAUUAAAAUGGCCUUACUAGUUCCCAAACCUACACGUUAUUGGUUGGUAUCCAUUUUCAUGUGAUUUGGUUGAUUAUUUCUACAAUGUAUUCUUCCCCUAAAGCUGAUAUUGCUUUUGAAAGCGUAACAAGAAGACAGCAAGUGAGCUGCGAACAUAAAUAUACAGCUAUAAAGGCCCAAGGCAUAAACUCUGACUGAGAAAAUAUAACAUUUCAAAGACUGUUAUG
This is a messenger RNA of Pelobates fuscus (common spadefoot toad), 2875 nucleotides long. It is a transcript of the gene FLT1, whose product is annotated as fms related receptor tyrosine kinase 1. The record is from RefSeq and is a predicted model, not a curated record. Bases 248 to 2311 code for a protein of 687 amino acids. NCBI's taxonomy places the organism in Eukaryota, Metazoa, Chordata, Amphibia, Anura, Pelobatidae. The transcript has 13 exons. Gene Ontology annotation, cellular component: plasma membrane. Gene Ontology annotation, molecular function: vascular endothelial growth factor receptor activity; ATP binding. Gene Ontology annotation, biological process: vascular endothelial growth factor receptor signaling pathway; protein phosphorylation.